AUGAUACUCCGUCGGGAUAGUCCGGAUACGGGAAUGGGGUCCACUACCCAUAGCUCAUUUGGAGACUGUGACCAGUCAAGUUUGUCUCCGGACAAAAUCAUUGCUUUUACUAGGAGCCCGAGGAGACCUCCUGAAUUCAAACCCCGGAGUCACUCACCUACCCGCCUUCCCGGGGGUCUUAGGGUAUCAGUUUUACAGAAGCCUACUCCAAGGUUACGUCCACGAAUUGAGGAGUCGCUGGCUGGUCUAGCCGAACUUAAAAUGUUGAGAGAGAAACAGCUUCAGAGAAUACAAGAUGCCAAACUGACCACAAAUGACCAUGGUCAGCAACUCGAUGUUCUGCAUGUUAAAGACAAAGAGCUGAGUCUACUAUGGCAUUCGCCUGGCAACCUUUCUAGUAUAUCUGAAGAGGAAGUUCCCGUUAACCGGAACAAUAUUAAACCCGAAACUGAAAAUAAAGGUAUUUAUCUAAAUGGAACAGAGGACGGAUCGUCUCUUAGUCGCAACAGUUAUGCGAGCAAUAACAGUCUUGACUCGCUUGAUAGUGACGUAAGUUCUGACGAACAAAAGGCGGAGAAAUCGUUAAGUGAUGACGGAGUUGGACGCAAAUUGUCUUCCUUCAAAGGCUAUCAAUCCGUUAAUUUACAAAUGACGUAUCCAGAUCCUCGAUAUCUCGGUCAAAGACGGGCAAGCACGCAGUGUAUUCCGCAGUCUAAUCUGACCGGUCAUGUCUUGUCUGACAAAAAAGUCUACCAACGCCAAAGAAGAGCGAGUUUUCAAUGCGAGGCCGUGUUGACAAAGUCUCGAAACGAGGACACCAGUUCUAAAAUCAUAUCAGAUAUGAAACUAAAUUAUAACUCUCCUGGUCCCCUUCACGCAGUCAUGAGACAGUAUGGCAGCUCUUCAAAUCUUUCACAUAAAUCAACUCCUAGUUUGUCAUCAACAUCUUUAAACAUUGGAAAAUUAGAGGCGAAAAAUCCUAUGGACGUUUUACGUGAUUGGGAACUCGAAAAAACUAAAGAUGCUGAAAACACCAAAACAGCUGCCUCUUCACAACAAGUGUCGACACAAAACAAAGCGCAAAUCGUGAGCAAUAGUGUGUGUCAAGAAAAAAUGAUGCCAAGAAGUGAUAAAGGUAUUAAAUCAAACAUGGUUGAUGAAGCUGAAAAAGAAAAUAACAAUGAAAAUAAGGUUUGUUCAUCGUCAGAAUCAGAAGAUAGAAUUAAAGCAAACGCUGUGGACAAUGGGGCGGAAGAAAAACAGAGACCAAAGGUUACCAAAUACCUAAAUACAGAUAAAGACAAAGAAAAGGCAAACGUUAUCAAUCGUAGAACAAAUAUUUCCACGGAACUGUCAGUUUCUACAUCAAACUUCGACCACAUACGCGAGCAAAGCUUUACGUCAGACUAUUACGGGUCUAUCGAGACCAUUCAUUCCGUCCAGUCACUUCCUGUCUCACGGGUACCGUCUUCUAAUUACAAACAAAGCACUAGUUCUGCGGGAUCUACCUUCAAGGACCAAUUCGUGUCCAGUAACAGACGUCAUAGCCUUCCGUGUAACAGUUCCAAAAACUUUUUGUCUACGCCAUCGAGAACGCGAAGCCAAGUGCAUAAUCUACCAAAUGGGGUUACGGCUCCAGAUUUCGCGAGGAAACCAAACAGUACACGUGCGCUAAAAGUACCAAAUUCUUCAUUAGAUACCAACCUCCGCGCUUCAUCUGGAAAUCUUUCCUGCGGCGAUGAUGACGUGUUUGACAACACAAAAACUACGACAACUUUCGAUGUUCAACGCCAGCAGACAACAGCUGUUAGUGCGGAUGUGUCCGGGGAAGAAACAAUCAAUGUGCUCAAAGAGUCCAUAUCUAGAAAAUGUAAACCAAACUUUCAUCAAACCACUGAACAGGUAUGGAACCUGUCUGCACCACCGCCACAUUGUUCUAACAAACGUGUUCCAGAUAACAGUGGUUUACAAAAUACGCAAACGUACGUUACCAAAGCGACAGCGGAUGAAGGAUAUGUUGCUUCAGUGUCGUCGAGAGAAAAUUCGUACGAGGAUUUGAUAGGAGGUGAAAUCAUACGAGAAACUGGAAAGUUGACGGAUGUUAAUGGGAAAACGAAUUCAGACAUUGUAGAGAUACCAGGAAAAAAUGAUAAAGAUUCUAAAGACACAAAAAAGGUUGUGACGAAGACUUUUCUAGAAACGACGCUCUAA
This is a messenger RNA of Ylistrum balloti, 2211 nucleotides long. RefSeq lists its product as uncharacterized. Lineage: Eukaryota; Metazoa; Mollusca; Bivalvia; Pectinida; Pectinidae. The coding region runs from base 1 to 2211 and encodes 736 amino acids. The transcript is spliced from 2 exons. The record is from RefSeq and is a predicted model, not a curated record.